AUGCCGCCCAGAUCAGAGGUCACAUAUUUUGGUGCAGGACCAGGCCCACUGCCCACCGACGUUCUCGAGGACGCUGCCCAGGCCUUGCUCAACUUCAACGACACGGGCCUAGGGCUUGCCGAGCACUCUCACCGCUCUGCCCUAGCCACGAAGAUUAUUAACGAUGCGAAAGCCGACCUAUCAUCCUUCCUUGAUAUCCCAGAUAACUAUGAGAUCAUCUUUUUACAGGGCGGUGGCUCUGGAGAGUUCUCUGCCAUGGCUUAUAACUUUGCUGGCGCCUGGGUUGCUCGCAAACACAAGGAGCUGGGCUCAAAUGAUAGCUCUAUCCAGGAGCUCAAGUCAGCUGUUCAGGACUUAAGGAUGGACUAUAUCAUCACCGGCGGCUGGUCACAAAAGGCAGCGGCUGAAGCUGAGCGACUCUUUGGCCCUGAGCAUGUGCAUAUUGCAGCUGACAGUCGCAAGACGAACAACGGCAAAUUUGGCACGAUUCCUGACGAGACUACCUGGGAUCUAUCUCGUGAUAGUGCUAUGGUAUACCUAUGCGACAACGAAACGGUCCAUGGUGUUGAGUUUCCGCGAUUCCCGAAAUGUCUUGAGCCACGGCCUGAUGGGGGGCCGAUUGUUGUUGCUGAUAUGAGCUCGAAUAUUCUAUCCAGAAGGAUUCCUAUUCAGAAUUACGCGGCUAUUUUCUUCGGCGCUCAGAAGAAUCUAGGGUGUGCUGGGAUCACUGUUGCCGUGAUUAAAAAGGACUUCCUACCGCAGCCGUCUGCAACUUUGAUGAGACAACUGGGGCUACCGAUACCGCCUCGCAUCUUCGAGUUUGAGACAAUUGCCAAGAACAACAGCCUCUAUAACACACUGAGCAUCUUUGAUGUGUACAUUGCAGGCCAGGUUCUCAGAAGACUAUUGCUCCAGCACCCUGAUAAGGUCCGAGGGCAGGAGGCUGCAUCUGAGCAGAAGGCUCAACUUAUCUACAAAACCCUCGAAGAGUAUCCUGGUGUCUAUCAUGUCAUUCCCGACAAGUCAGUGCGAUCACGAAUGAACAUCUGCUUCAACAUCACAGGGGGCGAUGCUGCCGAGGAAGAGUUCCUGAAACAGGGUAUUGCCUGUGGGCUCACUGGACUAAAGGGUCACCGUGAUCUGCGAGGAAUCCGACUGAUUGACCUCUCUGAUAUCAUAUACACCUGGGGGUUUGGCUGGUAUCUGGCCUGGCUAGCCGCUGGCAAACGUCGUAACGUCGUGGUCGCGGACGGCUCGUUGUGCACAGGACAUCUCUACAGUUUACACGAGCAACUGAACAACGGCGGUGCCAACAUCGUCAAGAGCGCUCACCAGGAAGCCGCAUUCGACCUCGUCCUUCUUGCAAACUUGACCCUGAUAGAAAGAGGCAUUUUUGAGGAUUGGAAAGCCAUGCCGAACGCAGUGCAGAUUGUGUCAUCCUUUGUGGAGGGCGCUCCUCCCGGCGAGCUUGCAGAUGUUGUCGCAGACAUCAAGAGCCUGAACAGUGGCCUUGUCUCCGAGCUCGGUCCCGCCUUCAAGAAGUACAACGAGGAACAGUUCACGACGGUGAAGCUUCCCGGAGCCAGCCAGCACGUCAUUGUUAGUUCGCACAGCGCCCUUGGAGGCGACCGCUAUUACGAUACCGAAGGCUCAACAAGCUUCGCCUUCAACCAUGAGACGCAAAAGGCCAGCGCGGUCGAGAGCCAUGUGCUGUCCGGCCCACAGGCCGAACUUGCCAAAUACACAUUGAAGAGCUUGGCUCCUUACGUCAAGGAGCAUUUUUCUAAUGCUGCCUACGGUGCCUACCCUAUCGAGAACGACGAGAGGCUCGCGAUCAUCAUUGUUGCCAACAAAUACAGUCCAAACAACUUUUGGAAUGGUCGUUGGCGCUCGCUAUACAUCUUCAAUCCGAGCUCGGGAAGCUUCGAGGGUUCUAUCAAGGUCGACGUGCACUACUAUGAAGAUGGCAACGUUCGUCUCCUGACAGAGAAGCCCGUAACGGCUUCCAUCAGCUCGGGUACGGGGGCCGGCAUCGUAAAGGAGAUUGCAGCGGCGGAGAAGAGAUACCAGGAGGAGCUGAACAAAGGGUUCACCAACCUCAGUGAAGGAGCUUUCAAGGGGCUAAGGAGGCAGCUGCCAGUCACGCGUCAAAAGAUCGAGUGGGAUAAGGUAGCAAGCUACCGACUCGGCCAAGAUAUCGGUGGCGGCAGCUCAAGGCGAUGA
Messenger RNA from Thyridium curvatum, 2223 nucleotides. RefSeq lists its product as uncharacterized. Gene Ontology annotation, biological process: barbed-end actin filament capping; L-serine biosynthetic process. Gene Ontology annotation, cellular component: F-actin capping protein complex; cytoplasm. Gene Ontology annotation, molecular function: pyridoxal phosphate binding; O-phospho-L-serine:2-oxoglutarate transaminase activity. Lineage: Eukaryota; Fungi; Ascomycota; Sordariomycetes; Thyridiales; Thyridiaceae. The record is from RefSeq and is a predicted model, not a curated record. The coding region runs from base 1 to 2223 and encodes 740 amino acids. The transcript is spliced from 9 exons.